This is a messenger RNA of Manihot esculenta (cassava), 2898 nucleotides long. RefSeq names its product sphingoid long-chain bases kinase 1. Gene Ontology annotation, biological process: sphingosine biosynthetic process. Gene Ontology annotation, molecular function: kinase activity. The transcript is spliced from 9 exons. Gene Ontology annotation, cellular component: membrane; intracellular membrane-bounded organelle; cytoplasm. The coding region runs from base 297 to 2606 and encodes 769 amino acids. The record is from RefSeq and is a predicted model, not a curated record. NCBI's taxonomy places the organism in Eukaryota, Viridiplantae, Streptophyta, Magnoliopsida, Malpighiales, Euphorbiaceae.
UAGUCAUUACCGCAGGUGGGAAAAGAAAAAGAAAAAAAAAGGGUAUUAUACAGCCAGAACAGAGGGGCCUAUCCCUAAGGUGGGUUGGAGAUUCGAUAUUCAAUGAACGAACCUUCUUUGCACCUGCUAAUCAUGCUAAUUCAAUCCCAGAAGCUGCUUUCGUGAAAAGGCACCAGAGGAUCUAUCAGUACCCAUAUCUCACAAAAUUGAAGGUAAUUUAGCUUAUCAGUAUCCAUACCUUAGAAAAUUGAAGCUGUGCUCUGUCGCAUUUAUAGAGGAAUACAACAAGAACAGAUAUGCAGAAGAGUGGUAGUGUGUCGAGGAAUACUAACGGCACUGUCACUGGGAUCAAUAAUAGUAAAUCUCUAUUUCAUCAGCAGUCUCUAAGGAGGUUGGGAUUGUGUUCCCAAAUAGCCACGGGAGGGGGACAGCACUCGUCCCCAAUUGUUUUCCCCGAGAAACGUAGCAAGAAGGUCAAAGCCUCUUCCAAACCUGAUGAUCCACUGGAAAAAGGCAAGGUACAAGAGCAUAGAAUAGACAUAAUAGGUGGAGGAGACGAGAAGUCUGAUUUGUUGGGAUGUGUCGUCUUCUCUGGCAAACUCAUUUUGGACAAGAGAAAGACCACCUUCCAUGAUAGUGGUCAUGCCAAAGAUGCACAACAGCAAAGUUCUGUUGACGUUUCAAACCAACAAGCUCUCGAUGCUAAGCUUACCAGCAAGGCUCUAGUUUGGGGUUCUCACAUGCUGCACCUUGAUGAUGUUAUUUCGGUAUCAUACCAUAUUGGUCUCAGACAUUUUACUGUUCAUUCUUAUCCGAUUAAAAGGGGUUGUUGUGGUCUAUCUUGUUUUAUAAAACCUAAGAGAAGUCGCAAGGAUUAUCGUUUCCUAGCUUCUAGCGUGGAAGAGGCACUUCAGUGGGUUGGUGGAUUGGCAGACCAGCACUGUUUCGUGAAUUGUUUGCCUCAUCCUUUGGUUUCUUCAAAGAAGCAAGCUUCUUCAGAGUUGCUUCCGACAGAUACUCCUCCUGAGUUACUCUUUAAGUGUAAGAGUCCACCCAAAAUGCUGGUCAUCUUAAAUCCACGCUCAGGAAGUGGACGAUCCAGUAAAGUUUUCCAUGGCAUUGUGGAACCAAUAUUUAAGCUUGCAGGCUUUAAAUUGGAAGUAGUGAAAACAUCAUCUGCAGGUCAUGCUAGGAAUCUUGCAUCUACAGUUGACAUCAGCACAUGUCCUGAUGGGAUUAUAUGUGUAGGUGGUGAUGGAAUUAUUAAUGAGGUUUUGAAUGGUCUACUUAGUAGGGAUAAUCAGAAAGAGGGGAUUUCAAUACCAAUUGGAAUUAUACCAGCUGGUUCUGAUAAUUCACUAGUUUGGACUGUUUUGGGAGUUAGAGAUCCAGUUUCUGCUGCUAUUGCUAUUGUGAAGGGUGGUCUAACUGCUACAGAUGUCUUUGCUGUUGAGUGGAUUCAGACUGGUGUUAUUCACUUUGGAUUGACUGUUUCAUAUUAUGGUUUUGUUGGUGAUGUGUUGGAACUUUCUGAGAAAUAUCAGAAACGCUUUGGUCCUCUUCGGUACUUUGUUGCUGGAUUUCUCAAGUUCUUAUGCUUACCAAAAUACAGCUAUGAAGUGGAAUAUCUUCCAGCAUCAAAAGUAGACCGAGAAGGAAAACAGCCUGAGCGAGAGGUAGUUGACUUGUCAGACCUAUACACAGAUGUCAUGAAGAGGACAAACACAGAAGGCAUGCCUAGAGCCUCUAGCUUAUCAAGUAUUGACUCAAUAAUGACUCCUAGCAGAAUGUCUGGAGGUGAGUUGGACACAACCUGCAGCAGCACUCAUGCUAGCACUGAACCAUCUGAGUAUGUUCGUGGCCUAGAUCCAAAAGCAAAACGCUUGUCAUCUGGAAGGAGUAACGUAAUGGCAGAGCCAGAAGUUAUUCAUCCUCAGUUACCACUGUCAACAACUCCAAAUUGGCCAAGGACCAGGUCAAAGUCAAGGACAGACAAAGGAUGGACUGGAUUGACAUCUGCACAUGAUCCCUCUCGAUGUUCUUGGGGAAAUGCAGCGACAAAUGAUAGAGAGGAUAUAUCUUCAACAUUGUCUGAUCCAGGUCCAAUUUGGGAUGCUGAACCAAAAUGGGACACCGAACCUAAUUGGGAUCUAGAAAACCCUAUUGAAUUGCCAGGGCCAUCAGAUGAUGUAGAAGCAGGAAUGAAAAAGGAAGUUGUACCUAGGUUUGAAGAUAAAUGGGAAUUGAAGAAGGGUCAAUUUCUUGGCAUCCUGAUCUGUAACCAUGCUUGCAGAACUGUUCAAAGUUCCCAGGUGGUAGCACCAAGUGCUGAGCAUGAUGAUAACACCAUGGAUAUGCUCUUAGUUCAUGGUAGUGGGCGACUAAGGCUAUUGAGAUUUUUCUUACUCUUGCAGAUGGGACGGCAUCUUUCACUCCCAUAUGUUGAAUAUAUCAAGGUGAAAUCUGUGAAGAUAAAGGCUGGGAAGCACACCCACAAUGGUUGCGGAAUUGAUGGUGAGCUUUUUCCGCUUAAUGGGCAAGUAAUUUCCUAUUUGCUACCAGAACAAUGCAGACUCAUUGGUCGCUCCCCAAGCAAUCACAUAUAACAAACCUUGAGCCACCUUUUGAACUUGUUGCAAGGUUCCAAGAUUGUUUCGAUGUUUCCCAAUAGUGAUUGAUAUAUGAAGAGAAUGUUUUAAGCCAGCAAGAAAAUACUGCUUUUUUUUAGUCCUUCACAAUAGUGCCAUUGCAUAUGUGAGGCCCUUGUAAAUGUUUUCUGAGGUCAUGUAUCAGGUGCCUGUUGUUUAUUGUGCUUUCUCCUGCUUUGUUCCAUUGUGUAACCCCCUCUUAUUUUUGCUGCCAUGAGCUGUUCAAUGUAUUUCGAAAUUGUGUUUUGUA